Messenger RNA from Camellia sinensis, 9999 nucleotides. The record is from RefSeq and is a predicted model, not a curated record. NCBI's taxonomy places the organism in Eukaryota, Viridiplantae, Streptophyta, Magnoliopsida, Ericales, Theaceae.
CACAGUAGACAGUUGUAAAGUUUGUGCUUGCCUUGAAAAAUCAAUUUCCGUUAUUAUCCAUCAUCAUACUAUUCCACUUCCAAGCCCCCGAACCUUCCAGCCGACAAGCUUCACUCCCCAAAACCCAAUUCACCCCCACAUUCAAUCCUUUCUCUACUCUCUUCGUAUCAAUCUCUACUCUCUCUUCGCAUCAAUCGUUCAAUGGCGAAAUCGCAAUCGAACCCACAAUCACACCCCAUUUCCUAGACCAGGCCGAUCAUGUUCUUAAACGAUUGGAUUCAGCGGAAGCUAGCCUCUCUGUUGCUUCCAUGGCUGCGAGGAGACCCGGAAUUGGAACUCAAACUAGGGUUUCUUCGCUCUCACGGAGUCGCCAAGAACCUCAGCUUCGACGCUUCGGUUCUCAAUCAGAAGCUAUUCGACGAGUCCGCUCGCUGGUCUUUCAAAGACGUUACAGUCCAACAGUUGAGCCUUCGAGUGGCGUACUGGUCUGUCCCCACUUUCAUUCUCGAAGUUCGCGGUGUUCAUGUCACUCUAUCACUAGGGAAAUUGAAGGAGGAGAGAGGUUCGAAAGCGAGGCGGAAAUCAACUGAUACGGCUUUGGAGGAUAGGAAGAAGGUUCUAGCUGUAAUUGAUCCCGAGGGUGUUUCUUUGCAUGAAGUUAUGCAAAAGUUAUCAGACAUCAAUCCCUCAAGAAAUCAGAAGGCUUCUCUCCUUAAUGUUAUACUUAAACGUUGUCAGUUGCAGAUGCAUGACAUUCAUCUGCUAGUUCAGUUUCCUGUCUCAAAUGAUUCCUUUGGAUGUUUGUGUGAGACUAAGGAGCUUAAUGCAAAAUCUCUGUAUGCUGAGGGUCGGUGUUUUCUGGGAGGGCUUAUCAGUUCACUUUUUGCUCCUUCGAAAGAGAGCUCUUUCAGUCUUGAUCUGAAAGGUUUUCAGAUUGGGCUGAAGAGAAGAGAUCACAUCAGCUGUCCUAUACUUUUAUUGGAUCUGUUCACUCGCCUCAAAUUGAAAGAUCUUCAGCUUAUGGACUUCAAUCUUAAUGUUCCAGAAUUAAGUUUUUCAAUUUCUCCGGUAGAGCUUCCUAUUAUUUUAGUGUUUUAUACACUCUCAUCCUAUGAAUCCAAUUCUGUUAGAAAUGGUAGUCACCUAUGGAACAUAGCUGCAAGCAGAAUCAGUUCUCUGAUUUCUACUCGUAGAUGGUCAUUGUAUAAAUUGGUUGGUAUUGUGUGUUUGUGGUUACAGUAUGUCAAUGCUUAUGAGAAUCUACUUUUAUUAGUUGGAUAUCCUGUGGACGACAUUAUGAAAAGAUCUUCUGUUAAGAUGUCUGAGGAUGACAUAUUUUCAAUAGCUGUUAAAAAACAAUGGAGGAGUGUUUCUGAAAUUGAAAAGAAGGUGCCUGCUGAGGCUAUUGCACGGGCACGGCGAAUAGCUCGUUACAGAGCAGUAUUAAGUAUUCAACAGACGAAGAAUUGUUCUAAUAAAUUGCUAGUCACCAGUCGCUUCAAAUUCUUCAGUAGGGUCCUUAUACUCCUAAAACUUAUUUGGAGUGUUAUAUGCAGAACAUUCAACUCAUUAAUAAGCUUGCUUCUGCAUAUAUUUUUUGCUGAUCAUCCACAGAUUGAUGAACAGUUUGGAGUUGUUUCUGAAGAUUUUUGUGCACAAAGUUGCUUCAGUGUAAGCAUGGGAAUAAUUUCAAUUUUUAUCUCCCCAGUGAAUAAGGUUCAGUCUCUUGUUGGUGGGGAUCCAAUCUCAGAUGUUGGGAGCUCAUCCUCGGAUUUAUUUUCAUUUUGUGUUUCAAUUGAUGGGUUCGUCUUAAUGUACACAGAAAACAUUUUUGAACAGUGUUUUUCCAUUUCAUGUGGGCCUUUGAAGGUUACGUCCUCGUCUCCUACUGAAGAUGGCUCAAAGAAUAACAAUAGUUAUCUGAAAGGACACUUGAAAAAGACAGCUGAUGAUUCAAAGACCAUUCUUUUGGCUGAGCCUGCACAAAUGCUUUAUUGUCCAGAAAAUAGUACAACUGCUACUAGUAAUGAAACUGACGGGACAUCUGUCUCAUUUUUAUGGAAUUUUUUAGCUGAGAUGAGGUUAAAUUGGAAAAAAUAUUGCACAAAAUUUGAAGAAGGUGGGAUUCAGUAUUUGGAAAAUCCAUGGAUUAUUUGUGAGAUUAAAAGUUUUGUAACGGAUCAAAGCCUCAAGAAUUUGAAUUCUGGGUUUUGGAAAUGCAGUUUGAUGGUGGGAAAAUUGAACUUUGUUUUGGAUUAUCCAUCAAUACUAUCAACUGCUUUAGUUCUUAGACAGUUUCAAUAUGCUCUUGGCUGGACUCACAGCACUGGGAGAUCAAAGGUUCUUUUACCUACUCCACUAACAUGUGAGAUCCCACCAAAGAUCAGUUGGGAUGGUAGAUGCAAGUCAUAUGUUGGUGAAAUGGAGAAGACAAUGCUUAACAUGCUUCCAGAGAAACAUAUUCAAAUUGCAGUAUUCGUUGCUGGUCCUCUCAUCCGAAUAUCACUGAGGAAGGAGGGGUUCCAUGGUGAGUAUACAAAUGAAAGUCACAUUGCUAGGCAGGAAGAUCUUCACCUUGCACUUGAUGUCCACAACAUCGAACUUGCUGUUUGGCCAACUUUGAGAUCUGACCUUGUUUUGUCUAGUGAUUGGCAAGAAUUGGAUGAUGCAGAACUAGAAUGCCUCAGGUUGAAGGAACCUCGAAUUAUUAACAUUCCUAAGUCUGAUAAUGAAAUUUAUACAUGUCAAGGGAAAAUUUCACUCGGUACUUACCUAAAGGUUAAUGGUUUAAAAGCUUACCUUGAUGACUCAUCAGCAAAUCAACAGUACCACAUUAUUGUGCUAAAUCCAACAACUAUGAAGUUGUCAUCCAUGAGGGAGGAUGUUCAUUCAUUCAGCACAGCAAUUGUUGCAUUCUCAGCAGCUUUGCAUGGGAUGGCAAGAGGACUCACUGUCUUAUUAUGUUUGGGUGACUUGUUUGUUUUGCUAAAGGUGCUUGUUAGCUUAUUUUCUGCAGUGUCAUGUACUAUUUCUGGUUUUGAUUCACAUGGUGUUGUAAGCUUUCAAGAGUUAAUGAGGCAAGAGAUGACAUGUGCUGAUUCUGAGAAAGAGGCUCCACUGCUGACAACGACAAAAGGGACAUCCUUGAUCUUGACGAAAGCUCUUUUUGUUGUUAAUGGCAUGUUUGAGCUCAGGUCAAUAGAUAUAGUCAUCCAGAACUCCAGGAAAAGCUAUAAUAUGGAGAAUCAAGUCACAACCUUUGACACUGUAAGUAGCAAAAAGUUGGCCAUGCAUGGUCUGCCAGACUAUGGAAUUUUGCUUUCUGUUCAACAAACAUCUUUGGAGUUUUCUUGUGAAGAAGGGAAAGUGGAAGUUGUUGCUGAUAUCUGUGAAAUUAGGUCUGUUAUUUUCGGGGAGCAGAGUGAGAUUUGGAAAACCUCUGAUCAGUUUCAAUGUACGAAUCUGCUGCAUUCUCUGAGUUGCCUGUAUGAAGUAUCUCUUCCCCAUUGUGCAUUUUCUUUACAGUUAGCUUUCCUUGAGAAAGUUUUACCUUCAGGAAGUGUGAGUGAUGCAGUUGAAGGUUCUACUUCUGUGGCUAAGAUUUCGCAUGUAGCGGAGGAUUCCCCUUCAGCAAUUGACACAGAAAGAUCAAAUAUUCAUCUCGGUCAGAAAUUGGGUUUUCCUCCAAGUGGGGUGGCAGCCACCUCUGGUCAUUGGUUAAUUAUGAGCAUUACAAUCAGUGAGAUUUAUAUGGCAGGAUUGUCAGUAAAGAAGAUUUUGAUUGGAGCUCAAAAAUCAAUUAAGCUUGUGUUCUCACUUUCUAUCGGGAGAGAAUUUCAGAUGAUUGCUUGCCGAUCGCAGGGUGGUUCUAUAUUUGUUGAAACAACAGCAUUGGCAAUGUUUGUUGAAUGUUAUUCUUCGUACCUUCGUUGCAUCGUAAAUCUUGUACAUGUUGUACAAUCGUCUAAAGAGCACAUGGCUACUGUAACUAGUGAAGAUAUGGCUGUACAGGAUGGUUAUCCCAGCCAAGGGAAACAAAAUACCAUUCAACAAAUGAUAUGGGAGGAGUUGGAAGCGCUUACCUUAGAUCUUUCUCAAUUUUCUCUUUUUCUUGUGGCCACAGAUGAAUCUGGUGCACUUAAAGAACUUCACUUUGAGGCUGAUUUUCAUUUGAACCUUGAAUUGGCAAAUACGAAUAAAAGAUUUUCAUUUGAUCUUUCCCGCUUGUCCAUUCUUUCACAAAUCCUUCAUGAAAUUGAGGGGCAGCAAACCAACAAAAUUCAGAUUCCUCAUUUUUCUUCAUCUUCUCACUCUGUACAUGGAGGUCCUACAGUAGCUUUUCAACAUACAGAUGGGAUUCAUUCAGUUCUUGAUGAUGCAAGUUGCUCAAGCCCUCGUGGCACCCGAAAGGAGUCUCCUGUGGAUAAUUCAGUGUCUGGAGUCCUGCAUUUAAGUCGCCAAAACUAUAUCUUGAAACAGUUAAGUGCAUCCAUUGCUGUUGAGAAGCCUGCACUGGGAGAGGGGGUCAGACCUCAGCUUUUAAAUCAGAUUUGGCUUGGUAGUGGUUCUAUUACAGGUUUUGAUAUGACAAUCUCUCUUCCUGAAAUACAGAUGCUUUUGUCAACUGUUGAAUCUUUGUCCGGGGUUUUCAGCAAGGAGACAUCUGGCAAUGUUGAACAAAGGCAAUGGUCCAGUAACCAAGAAUCUGAUAGAAGUUUGGAUGAAACAGUUCCUGAUGGAGCUCUUGUUGCAAUCCAAGAUGUCCAUCAGCACAUGUAUAUGUCAGUUGAAGGUGUAGAAAGCAAGUACAAUUUGGUUGGCACAAUUCAUUAUUCUCUUGUGGGAGAAAGGGCUCUUUUCAGGGUGAAGUAUCAGAAUCAAAAGAGAUGGAAGUCAUCAGUUUUGUGGUUUUCCUUAGUUUCAUUGUAUGCAAAGAGUGCUUCAGGGGAACCAUUGCGAUUGAAUUGUCGCCCAGGAUCUGGUUUUGUUGAUAUAUCCAGCACUAAUGAUGGUGGGCAGGCACUUUGGAGAUUAUCUUCUUGUAAAUCUUACAGUCAUGAUGGUGAUAUUGAGUCAGACUCCUACAAUUUUUUGGCUAGGAAUACAUUUUACCUUGUGAACAAGAAGAAUGACCAUGCCGUUGCUUUUAUUGACGGGGUUCCGGAGUUUGUCAGCAAGCCUGGAAAUCCUUUCAAGUGGAAAAUCUUCCAUGAUUUUUCUCUAGCUCGUGAUGUUUUGUUGCUAGAUAGGUACUCAGGGCAGGCUUCUAGAACCAGUCUGCGGCAUAAUUCACAGGGAAAUCUUCCCUGUAUAGAUAUUAGAGUUGACAAGGUCAUUUUGACCAUUGUUGAUGAACUUCCAGAUGCAGAGGAAACAUUCCCACUGCUCCAGGCAUGCAUCAGUACCGUUGAAUUCAUCGUACAAAUUCUAUUUGCUAAAGUCAGAGUUAUAAGCACAUUAAGUUUUGUGAUAUGCUACUUUGAUGCCCGAAGUAACUUAUGGGGAGAAUUCAUUCACCCAAUUGAAAUAUGUGUUUACUAUCGCUCUCGGUUCCAAAUUAAAAGUUCAGAAAUUGUUUUGCCUAGGGUGUCUGUUCAUUUUUAUGCUAGAUUGAAAGAGUUCGGGAUAUCAGUAACUGAGCUUUCGUUGGACAUACUUCUCUUUGUGAUUGGAAAGUUGAAUUUGGCAGGUCCCUAUGCAAUAAAAACCUCCUCGAUUUUGGCAAACUGCUGCAAGGUGGAAAACCAGUCUGGCUUGAAUCUUCUUUGUCACUUUUAUGAUAAUCAAGAUGCAUCAAUAGCCAGCAGACAGUCCAGUACCAUUGUGUUAAGGCACUUAGGUCUUGUGAAUCAACCUCCAGAAGCAUCAUAUGUUUCAAUCCAACUUGCUGAGCGAGGAGCAGCUUAUUUGACUUCUGCCAUCCAUCUUACUCUCUUAGAAGCUAGAUCACUUGCUUGGAGAACACGUGUAGUGUCAGUACGAGAUUCAAAAACCUAUCCUGGGCCAUUUCUUGUGGUUGACAUCUCAGGAAAAAGUGAGGAUGGUUUUUCAAUUGUGGUUUCUCCUUUAUUGAGAAUACACAAUGAAACUAAAUUUUCUAUGGAGGUGUGUAUUCGACGGCCUCAACAAGAUGCAGACUCUGCAUCUGUGGUGCUCAAGACAGGGGAUACAAUUGAUGAUUCUGUGGCAGCUUUUGACGCUAUAAAUUUGUCUGGUGGAAUAAAGAAGGCAUUGAUGUCUUUGAGUGUUGGGAACUUCUCAUUGUCUUUUAGACCCGAAAUUACAGAUGACAUGAUGAAUCCUAAGAAAUCACUUUUAGUGGAGUGGUCAGAUGAUCUUAAAGGUGUAAAGGCUGUUCGUAUCGCUGGAGUAUUUGAUAAAUUAAGUUACAAAGUUCGGAAAGCUUUUUCUGUUGAACCAGUGAAAUAUUCAUUCAGUACCACACAUUGUUCCCUCAAAUAUGAAGAUGGACGAGUUGCUGAUUUACAUUUCCUAAUUCAUAGCAUUGUAAGAGAUGUACCUGUUAUAAAACCAGAUAAGGAUUCACCUGUUGCGUUACAGGAGCAGAGGGAAAUCUUUCUUCUUCCUACUGUUAGGGUCUUCAAUUUGUUGCAGGCAGAUAUUCAUGUGCUUUUAACUGAUAUGGAUCCAUCUGCUGCUAUUGGUUGUGAAAACAUUGGAAACCAGGCAACUAUUCCUUGUGGGUCAACUGUUGAUUUAUAUGCUAACCCUGCCACAAUAAACUUCAUUGUUACUAUAACUGCAUUUAAUUCAAGCUGUAAGCCAGUGAAUAGUGGUGAUUGGGUUAAGAAGUUACAGAAGCAAAAAAAUGAUGUUCAUUAUUUGGAUAUUGAUUUGGAUUUUGGUGGUGGAAAAUAUUUUGCUUCCUUGAGAUUGUCUCGUGGGCAUAGGGGCAUACUGGAGGUGGCUAUCUUUACGUCAUACACUCUGAAAAAUGACACCGAUUUUCCUUUGUUAUGCUUUCCACCCAAUCAGAAGCCUCUUUCGAGUAUAUUCAGGGAUGAGGCCGAAAAGCUUGGUUUCAAAAUUCCUCCAGAGCUUGGAUCAUUUUUGCCCCCAAAGUCAACUAAAUCGUGGUUCAUGAAAUACAACAAGGUGCGCCUGAAGUUGUUGGAAGAGAAAGCAUCUGAGGUGCUGUUGGACUUGGAUGCCUUUUCAGGACUUGCGGAGAUAGGCCUGGAAGUAGAGGAACAAUCUGGAUUCAAACACGUUGCAAAGUUGGGGGUAUCUUUGGGACCAGUUUUGAGUGAAGUAAAUGUAUCAUCACAAAUAAUAUCUAUGGUCCCACGAUAUGUUGUAUUCAAUGAAUCAGAGGAAGCUAUUGUUGUCCGACAAUGUUAUUUGGAGGAUGACAUGGAAGGGAUUGCUAUCAACAGUAAACAGAAAAUAGCAUUAAAGUUGCGGAGAGGAACUAAUAGGGGGGAAAUUAGUGUUUUUGAGAAAUUUGUCCAAAAGCACAGGAAUGUUCAUGAUGAUUCAUUGGCAUUCAUUCAGUUUCAACCAAGUAAGGUUGGAAUGGGCUGGUCGGGGCCAGUAUGUGUGGCUUCACUUGGGCGUUUUUUUCUGAAAUUCAGAAGAUCCUCAGAUUUUUCUGCACAACAAUCUAAUCAAGUAACUGCACAUGGCAACAAUCCAACGGAAUUUGCAUCUGUUCAUGUGGUGGAAGAAAGUUCUACUCUUGUUAUGCAUUUCCACAAGCCACCAAAUGUCAAUCUGCCAUACCGGAUUGAGAAUAGCUUGCACCAAACAUUCAUCAUCUACUAUCAAAAGGGUUCAGUGGAGCAUGAAAAUCUAGGUUCUGGGAGUAGUGUUGAUUAUGUCUGGGAUGACUUGACUCUUCCUCGUAGACUGGUUGUCCAAAUUAAUGGUAUAAAUCUGUUACGUGAAAUUAACAUGGAUAAAGUGCGAGCAUGGAAACCAUUUUAUAGAGUCAGCCAACACAGGGGUUUGGGGUUUCGUUUGCCUUCGGAUAAAAACCCAGGAGACCAGAAAAAAAGUAGUUUUGGUGAAUCAAUUGGCUUGCAGUUGGUGAAUGUGGGAUAUGAAGUUUGUGCAGAUGGCCCCACACGAGUGUUGCGGUUUUGUGAGUUUUGUGAUAGUCACAAACAAGAUACACUGUUCCAUUCAAGUAAAAAGAUACGAUUGAAAAUCUCCUCUUUUGCACUCAACUUACUUGAACAUGCCAAGCAGGAUGUGGAUAUGAGUGAGGCAUCAGUUUACACACCAAUCAUAGUUGCCAGGCUUCAAAACAUCAAUCUAGAUUGUAUGCUUACUGAUAAACAGAAUUACAACGAGAUCAGGGUGCAGUCACUCAGUGUGGAUGAGAAGUGGGUUGGAGCUCCUUUCGCAGCAAUGCUUCGUAGACAUCAACCAGACUAUAGCAAUGCAACUGAUAAUAUACUCCAUGUAGUUGUUGUUCUACUUUCAUCCAGUUCCAAUGUCAAACAAAUUAAAUACUCCUCAAUUGUUCUUCAGCCACUUGAUUUGAAUCUUGAUGAGGAGACGCUAAUGAAGCUUGUUCCAUUUUGGAGAACAUCCCUCAGUGAUUCAAAUAGUCAACAGUACUAUUUUGAUCAUUUUGAGAUUCACCCAAUAAAGAUCAUAGCAAGCUUUCUUCCAGGGGAUUCGUAUUCCAGUUAUAGUUCAACGCAGGAAACAUUGAGGUCUUUGCUGCAUAGUGUGAUAAAGAUCCCUGCCAUAAAAAGUACGACUGUAGAGCUCAAUGGGGUCUUGGUUACUCAUGCUUUGAUUACCACACGGGAAUUGUUUAUCAAAUGUGCACAACAUUAUUCGUGGUAUGCCAUGAGGGCCAUCUAUAUUGCAAAAGGAAGCCCAUUGCUUCCGCCAGCUUUUGCUUCUAUUUUUGAUGACAUGGCGUCAUCCUCUCUUGAUGUCUUUUUUGAUCCUUCCAGUGGCCUGAUCAAUAUUCCAGGGCUCACUAUAGGUACAUUCAAACUCAUCAGCAAAUGUAUUGAUGGUAAAGGAUUUUCUGGGACAAAACGCUAUCUUGGUGAUUUGGGAAGAACUAUGAAAACAGCUGGGUCAAAUAUGCUGUUUGCUGCAGUCACUGAAGUAUCAGACUCGGUGCUGAAGGGUGCAGAAGCAAGUGGUUUUAAUGGAAUGGUGACUGGUUUCCACCAAGGAAUAUUGAAGUUGGCUAUGGAACCAUCAGUACUGGGUGCUGCUUUUAUGGAAGGUGGCCCAGAUCGAAAAAUUUUACUCGAUCAAAGUCCUGGGAUUGAUGAGCUAUAUAUUGAAGGGUACCUGCAAGCUAUGUUAGAUACAAUAUAUAAACAAGAAUAUCUGAGAGUCAGAGUUGUUGACAACCAGGUUUUGCUCAAAAGCCUGCCCCCAAACAGUUCCCUUAUAGAGGAGAUCAUGGACCGUGUGAAGCGCUUCCUUGUAAGCAAGGCAUUGUUGAAAGGAGAUUCUUCAACUUCUCAGCCUUUACGCCACCGUCGUGGAGAUAGUGAGUGGAAAGUUGGGCCGACAGUGCUGACUUUGUGUGAACACCUCUUUGUGAGUUUUGCUAUCCGAAUACUGAGAAAGCAAGUGGGUAAGUUUAUUGCAGGAAUGAAGUUGAAGAAAAAAGUUGUGGGCGAUGAUAAGAAAGCCAUUGUACCGGCAUCCACAUCACUAGGACAGAAGAUGAAGCUUUCCUGGAAGUGGGGAAUUGGCAAGUUUGUGUUUUCUGGUAUACUUGCUUACAUUGAUGGACGAUUAUGCCGCAAUAUUCCUCAUCCUGUAGCAAGAAGGAUUGUGAGUGGUUUUUUGUUAAGUUUUCUUGACGAAAAUAAAAAUGACGAUAAAUGAACGUAUACUAAGGUUUUUGGGUCUCUGAUUCUAGGACUGUAAGUAUGACACAGUCGUAUUAAGAUGUAUUAGUAUGGAAUUUUUGUAAAUAAAUUUUAUUUGUAUAGCAUUAUGCUUUCACAAAAUGUGAAUUGCAGCAGUGAAGGCUCAAGUGGAAAUUCUCUC